UAGCAGCGACUUUGGUAACCAUCCUCUGUCUCAUCUGAUGGGUUAUGUCUUUGGUAUGCAUGAUAGAGAGAAUGUUGGGGUCUUUUGCUAUGCUUUAAGUGCAAAUGAUGGAUCUGAAUGGAGGUUGCGUAUCCAAUCAGAAGUGGAGCAUUUUAUAGAUGUCUCAUCCAUGUCAUCUGAUAUGAUUGCCAGGAUGAUUAACGAGGAUAAAAUACAGAUCCUUGUCAAUCUUAAUGGUUAUACUAAGGGGGCAAGAAAUGAAAUAUUUUCCAUGCAGUCGGCCCCUAUACAGAUUUCUUACAUGGGAUUUCCUGGAACUACAGGUGCGAACUAUAUACAUUACCUGGUUACUGAUGAGGUUGGAGAGUUUGUAACCCCUAACCUUUAUUGAAUUUUAUUUUGUUUCCUAUUUGAUGUCUAACUUCGACAUUCCCAAUUACAGUUUGUGUCACCUUCUCAAUUCAAUCAUAUUUAUUCAAAAAAGAUUGUCCAUCUUCCUCAUUGUUACUUUGUAA
Molecule: messenger RNA, 515 nt
Organism: Humulus lupulus (European hop)
Lineage: Eukaryota; Viridiplantae; Streptophyta; Magnoliopsida; Rosales; Cannabaceae
Product: probable UDP-N-acetylglucosamine--peptide N-acetylglucosaminyltransferase SEC
Exons: 3
Coding region: 38-391 (117 amino acids)
Biological process (GO): protein O-linked glycosylation
Molecular function (GO): glycosyltransferase activity
Source: RefSeq, a predicted model, not a curated record